UCGCAGUGAAUGGCGCUGCAUGCAACAGAUGCCAGCGGAGAAACACAGCAACACAGAAAUCUAAACAGGUGUUAUUCAAACUUUCAUCGGAGCUGGCCAAGUAGAAGUUGUGACUAUGUUGCACGCGUCACAGUCUGCAUUUUGAUGUAGAACAUCCCUUGUUGCACAACAACUUCAACGCGCGCCUUCCAUCCCACCAGCUUUCAAAAGUUCCGCCCUCUGGAAAGACAGGUGGAGAUAUGAGCAAGACCAGAUCCAGCUGGGACAAGAGGGCCCCCCAGGGGCCUGCCCUCACCAGGGUGACCCGUAGCUGCAUUCCCCAGGCCAGGCACAUAGAGCCACCCCAGCCCCAGGACUCUGGGCCUGGCCCACAUGGGACCCAGCAGAGGAAGCAGACAGACUCAGCCCUACCCCUGGCCCAGGACCUCAGUCUAAUGAGUGUGAGUGGACAGGACACCUCACUACCACGGAAAGGGAGGGUGUUUAAGGGCAGCAGUGGCCCCAUCCAGGGGGGUCCGUCGUCCUCUGGCUCUAAGCCCACACAGAGCUCCCCCUCUCGGCCGGCAGUGAAUCCCUCUCCCCGGGGGGGCCUGGCUGCUGUGUCUCGGCUGGUGAAGCUGGGCCGCUGCAAGAACGUGGUGGUGGUGGCCGGCGCAGGCAUCAGUACGGCCAGCGGUAUCCCAGACUUUAGGACCCCGGGCACAGGGCUGUACGCCAACCUGGCCAAGUACAACAUCCCCUACCCGGAGGCCAUCUUCAACAUCGAGUACUUCUCCAAUGACCCUCGGCCAUUCUUCUCCCUGGCGAAGGAGCUGUACCCGGGCAGCCACCGACCCAACUACAUCCACUACUUCAUCCACAUGCUGCACCACAAGGGCCUGCUGCUCCGCAUGUACACCCAGAACAUUGACGGCCUGGAGAAGAUAAGUGGCAUCCCAGACGAGAAGCUUGUGGAGGCUCAUGGCAGUUUUGCAACUGCUUCCUGUCACCUGUGCUACACCCCGUUCCCUGCACAGGAGGCCAAGAGUGCCAUAAUGAGUGACGAGGUCCCGGUCUGUACAUUCUGCCAGGCCACGGUCAAACCGGACAUAGUGUUCUUUGGAGAGGACCUUCCUGAGAAGUACUUCCAGCAUUCUAAAGACUUCCCUAAAGCCGACCUGCUCAUCAUCAUGGGCACGUCUUUACAGAUCGAGCCCUUUGCCAGCCUGGUGAACACAGUGAGGUCCACGGUCCCGCGGCUGCUCCUGAACCGGGACGCAGUGGGUCCCUUUCAGAAGGUGCCCCUGAGGAGGGGCGACUACAUAGAGCUGGGCGACCUGCUGGACACGGUCAGGAGGUUUGCCGAAUUCCUAGGGUGGCAUUCCGAUAUCCAAGACCUGAUGACCAGUCAGGAAACUGGGACCAUCCCUACUCUGGUAAGCAGUGUUCCAGUAAGCAAUGUUCCAUCAGGAAAUGGCCGGGGCCGAGGAGGGCCCACCCAGACCAAAGCCACCGGCCUGGGAAGGAGAGGGGCGUCGGAGCCCCGAGGAAGGUUGCCCCCUAAGUCCAGGCCAGGGGCCCGGGGCCCCACCAAUGGCAGCAGUGAGGAGAGCGACUCAGAGACAGACAGCAAGAGCACAGUGUCAUCCAGCCCAAGUAACUGAAACUGAACAUGUCCCCUUGGCCCCCCAAAAAAGACACUCACUUUUAUUGGUUGAGGAAAUACUGGAAAAGGUUUGUGUCAGCGUCUGCUGACGUGUGCAUGUGUACAGUAUGAAUGUUUCAAAUCAAUGCAAAUUAGAAGCACUUAACUUUUUUCAAAUCCACUCAACAGCCCAUUCAAACGGUCACAUUUUCAGCACAUAAGUGAACCUCCUCGUUGUUUGAAAUGGUCGGCCAAAGUGAGGAUUCUGGGUUUGUCUGAAUGGGGUGGGGGUGGUGUUGGGGGCUUGGGCUUGUGCCCAGCUCGUAGAGGACAGUGGUAAAUUACCAUGGGAGGCGUGACCUCCUGAGUGUGCAGUGUCCCGCUGUGUGUGUUCUCACAGACACCGCUGCCACCGAGUGGGGGGCUCCAUCCAAAACUCAUAAAUGUCUCUGCCCCUCAACAAAGGAGUCAAGGACCCAAUAUCUGUGUAUGUGCGCAUUUGUGUUGGUUCGCGCUGUAUUUUUUUUAUGAAAGAUGAGAAACGUAUGCAGUUUGCUCUGAGAUACAGGUUCCAUGCUCUGUCAAUGUUGGCCAAAUGCAAGUAUUCCAUUUUGCACAAACUCAAUGCACACUGUUCUCCACAGGUCAAUUGUACACCUGUCUAUGCAGUACUACUCUGGGAUUCAACACUUCACAUUUUUAAUUAAAGACCGUUGAGCACUUGUAUUUAAGACAAAGUUAUCAGAUGACCCAAGACUUGCAUAAAUGGUCUAGUAGGGCAGUUUCCUUUUUCAUCAUCCUCAUGAAAGGUUCAGAGGUUUACAAUUUCAACGCAGUCAAAGUUUAUUCAACUACAGUAUAUAAGGGUUGUCCUUUAAAUUCAGAUGUUUGUGGGUUUUAACUGUGUACUUAAUGUAUUCCCUAUGGUUAGAUUUAUUUUGGACAGCACUGUAUUGUUUGUUAUAUUAAUUGUGCAAAACCCCCAUAAAUUGUCAACUUUA
Molecule: messenger RNA, 2625 nt
Organism: Coregonus clupeaformis (lake whitefish)
Lineage: Eukaryota; Metazoa; Chordata; Actinopteri; Salmoniformes; Salmonidae
Exons: 8
Coding region: 240-1643 (467 amino acids)
Molecular function (GO): NAD+ binding
Source: RefSeq, a predicted model, not a curated record